AUGGAACACCAGGAGAAAGUUUCACUCCCUGUCUUUACAGGAGUGGAUAAAGACAAUUUAGCACGAGACAUUUAUCAAAUAUUUAGAACUCUCCCAUUUCACGAGUUUAUCAAAAGAGCGGCCGAGAAAAAGCACUCUGAUUUCUUCCUCUGUGAGGAGAGCUAUUAUCUGCGUUCACUGGUAGAGGAAAUUAGAAAGGAGCCAUCUGACCUGAGGAAACACUUCCCUGACCUGGCGGAGGACUUCCAUAUCCCAGAGUUCUUUGAACCUGCCCAGUUUUUUUCCAGCGUGUUUCGAAUCAGCUUAUGUGGCCUGCAGCUGUGGACACACUACAAUAUCAGCGCCAGCUUUGCAGCUCUCCACACGUCGUCUCUCACGUUGUCUCUCACGUUACUCAACGCAAACAUCGUGAUGACCUGUGUCUGUUCUUCUUUCUCUUGUAUCCGAGACAGUGUGUGGCUCACCCUGUGGUUCCAUAACACCCUGGUGUUGUUUGGCGAGGGUGUCAACAUCUUCUGGUGCCACCUGCUUGCAGAAAGUUACAAGGACCCCUAUGGUAAUAAGAACCCUGUGGCACCUGCUUGGGCCUUUCAGGCACUGGAGAGGGCAUUACACAUUCUGAAUGAACUGCCAGCGGACUAUCAGGACUUCUAA
This is a messenger RNA of Salmo salar (Atlantic salmon), 654 nucleotides long. Lineage: Eukaryota; Metazoa; Chordata; Actinopteri; Salmoniformes; Salmonidae. The record is from RefSeq and is a predicted model, not a curated record.